Messenger RNA from Paramuricea clavata, 354 nucleotides. Lineage: Eukaryota; Metazoa; Cnidaria; Anthozoa; Malacalcyonacea; Plexauridae. The record is from the annotation of a GenBank genome assembly.
ACAUAUUUAGACGAAGGCCGGUUUACAUGGCGACACGAUUCUGUUUUAAAUUUUCUCGCAUCCACUCUUACUGCUGUGAAAAAUUCCACACUUUACGCGGACAUUCCUGGUUUUAUGAAUCCAUCUGUUAUCACGAGAGAUCGUUUACGACCUGACCUUCUGCUGGUGACUGAAAACAGAUGUUUAUACAUCCUCGAGCUUACAGUCGGUUAUGAAUCCAAUCUGCAAGUUAAUGCCAAUCAUAAGCGUCAAAAGUACCGUGAUCUAAUCAAUGAGCAGAAAGUAGAUUAUGAUAAAGUCAAGUUCGUCAAUUUAUCCUUGAGUACCCUCGGAGUUUUUGGCCCGAUCUUCUGA